UCUGCUCGAGAAUUUUCCGCGGGGAGAUUCCAUGACGUCACACUGAGAAAUUUUCCUCCGGCCUGCAAAACGGUCUAGGCCAAGUGAAAAGACACGGGAUAUAUUUAUAAAUGUCUUCCUCGGUGAAAAUGUUGCGCAGUUUAUGCCGUAUAGCUUGCACGUCCAGGGUGCUUGCAAAGACAGCAGCAACUCCAAAUUCAGUGAAAACGAUUUUGCCACCGCUUCAGCAAGUCGUCAGAUGGGCGUCGCCAUCAGCACAGUUUGAUCCCGAGGACCCUAGAACAUUUUCCAAUAAACAAUGGGAAGAACGUCUCACACCUGAGCAAUACUUGGUAUGCCGAGAAAAAAAUACAGAACCGCCUUUCACUGGUGCCUAUACAAAUAAAUUUGAGAAGGGGAUGUAUGACUGUAUUUGCUGUGGAGCAGAAUUGUUCAGCUCUGAAACAAAGUAUGAUUCCGGUACAGGAUGGCCUUCAUUUACAGCAGUAUACAGCAAAACCUCCGGAGAUGAGAGAAGCUCAAAUGUCCUGAGAAGACCUGACAACAGUGACAGCAUGAUCAGGACAGAGGUCAUCUGUAAAAAGUGUGAUUCCCACCUUGGUCACGUUUUCCCAGAUGGACCGAAUAAUACAGAAAGGUUCUGUAUAAACAGCAGAUCCCUGUGGUUUCGUGAGACCUAACCCUGCCGGACACUUGGUGAUUUAUACAACCCUCAAACUUUGUCUCAGAAAACUUAAGGGCAGAAAAUGGCACCAUUCAAGGAAAAAUUAUUUAUUCUUUAUAUACACAGUAGAACCUCUAGAUUGGUUUUUGGAUGAAAUGUGUUCAGAUUUAGAUAACUGAUAAUCAGAAAAUCUGAUAAAGAUCGAUACACAAGACUCAGGUAAUCAUUAGUAAAAAAACAACUGAAAAGAGGUUUUAAAUUGAUGAAAGGAAAUUGACCAUUGUUGUUCAGGAGAGAUGCAAAUGUUUCCAGAAAUGAAAAUGAAUUAAACAAUUUUUUUUUUAAUUUUUAAGCAUGUCAGGAAAUUUGAUUUGUCUAAAAUAAUGACCAGAUAUCUGUUAUUGAUUUGUCUGAAAUGUCAAGCAUGAAAUUACUAAAUUGGUUCACUUUUGACAUAUAACUUUUACAUAUAUAAAAGUGUUGUUUGAUAUUUAUAGUGCAUAGUAAUUCUAAAUUCAUAUAACUAAUUAAUAUAUUUCAAAGCGAUACUUGCAAUCUAUUACGAGUGUUUUCCUGAAAAUAUCACUGUGUAUAACUUAAUGUGUUCUUUAAUCAAAUGUGUCAUGUAGUCAGUCUAACCAAAAUCAAGUCUCCCAUUCCUCUUUGGUACGUUGUUAUAUGGAGAUACAUAUGUAACAGAAGUGAAAUGCAAGAUCAGAGUUUAAUUAGACUUCUAGUAGAUUAUGUCCUGCCAAACAGAGUUUGGGAAAAUGUCGUUUUUACUUGUCAUCAUCAUGAUGUCCUCCAAACAGAGUUUGGGACAUUCAUUUUGACAUCUUUAGUACUCUACUGCCUACCAGUGUGUGCUAUAGCCUUAUAGGUGUGGACUCGAAUAUCAUUCAGCUGUUACUGCAUAAAGUUAUCUGCAGCAUAUACUCGUCAUAUAAAAUUGACAACUUUAUAUGUCCAUGUAUUUCUUUGGAAGACUGUGUUAAAUUUUGUAAGUCUCGCAAUGCUCUAAUACAGAAUAAUAUCCCUUGGAUAAAUUGUUCUAAAAAGUUUUCCAGAGGUGCGGAGUUACAGAUUAUUUGUUAUUGUUUGCCGAAUUCUUCUAAUCCUUCUGUUAAUUUUUCCUGUAAACUAUUCAAAGAUGGUGACCAUUGUGACUCUGCUUAAAUUUGGAAUGGAUGUUGAUAAGGGAUUUGUCUCCACUUUGAACACUGUCCCUGAGACUAUGUGAAGGAACUUUGACUUCAUAGUUGUCAUAUAUUCACACAUUUGUUUGCUAUCUUUGGAUUUUGAUUUCUUGAAGAAAAGUUAAUUGAUAUACAUUUCUUGUAUUCCGUUUUUAAAUUGUUCGUUUUAAGUUUGUAUAUUUACAGUUAGUGAUGAAUAUUAUUGAUAUUAAUGUAAAGUAUUAUUUAAACUGUUCUGAAUCCUACAGUUUUAUGUAUACGUUUAAGCUCUACCUACUGCUAUUCAGAGAACUGUAAGCCAAUCUUAACAGUUCAUACUGGGAGGGGGUUGAAGGGGAGGUAACCAGGAUCUGUAUUCUAAUUAGCAAGAGCAGUUAUUACAGGUGUAGUAACUUUAAUUAAAUAAGUAAUUUAGUUUUUAAUUAGAAAACAAAUACUUAUUGAAUGCUACACAAAAGUACAAAAUAAAAUGUAAAUAGAUUUAUAAACUUGAAAUAUUAUUGAAAUAUUAGAUAAUUUCUGAACAUUUCUAAUAUAAUGUUAUACAGCCCUACCCCUAGAUACCUAAUCAACAACUCUGAAACUCAUAAGAGUUGUUGUAAAGUUGAGGUAGAUUUGAGGUUAUCAAAGUUGAAGUAGGUUUGAGAAACCAUGAUACAGGAUUGUUAACUUAUUUUUGUUGCCAUUUUCAAACUUGUUUUGUUUUCUUAAAAUAGAUAGGGCAUAACAAGUCUUUGUUUUCAUGUAUUAGUAGCUUUUAAAUAUUAAAGAAAUGUUUCAAAAAGAAAGAAGUCUUGUCUAUAUAUAACAUAGAUUUGUAUAUAUUUGUAUAUAUCUGUUGUUGAGUUCUGUAAAUUUUAAAUGUGCCCUGCAUUUAUACUUGUUUAUACUUUGUGUAGUUGUCUCAUAUAUAUUUUAGAUGGCUGUGAAAUUCCCCUAAAAGUUUAAAGAUAAGGAGGAAAUUGAGCUGAAGAUUCUAAAACAAAAUGUCUUAUGAAAAGGUAAAGGGGGAAAAUGCAACAGAUUUAUAACAUGUGUGAAAAAUAUGCUUAGAAUAUGCUGAAAGCUGUAAAAGUGUAUGUCAGCUACACAAGACUUUAUAAAGGAAAAUAAUGACACCUGACAACUAUUUUUUUACACAAUUUUAACGUGAUUGACCCUAAUUUACCCACAACAAAUGGAGGUUUUGUUACAAAAAAAAAAAAAAAAAAA
This is a messenger RNA of Pecten maximus, 3072 nucleotides long. Its product is annotated as methionine-R-sulfoxide reductase B2, mitochondrial-like. Gene Ontology annotation, biological process: protein repair; response to oxidative stress. The record is from RefSeq and is a predicted model, not a curated record. Gene Ontology annotation, cellular component: cytoplasm. The coding region runs from base 111 to 680 and encodes 189 amino acids. Gene Ontology annotation, molecular function: peptide-methionine (R)-S-oxide reductase activity. Lineage: Eukaryota; Metazoa; Mollusca; Bivalvia; Pectinida; Pectinidae. The transcript is spliced from 5 exons.